AUGACAGACAACAGCGAAUUCGACCUGAGGAGGCGUUUGCGAGAAGCCAGGGCUCGCCCAUGGCUGACCAAUAGCGUUGUCCGAAGACGGUCAACAACGGAGACUUCUGCUGGUCAGACUAAGAGUUUGGAUGAGCCUAAACCCUCUGUCAGUACCAUCGUGACGGCUGUUCCUGCGUCAUGCCCUCCGAGGCCCACCUCAGGCACUUCGGAGAAGCAGAAGACGAAGCCGGAGAAAGCCCCCAAUGCUGUGGCGAAGGCGAAAGCCCUAGCUCGUUCAGCGGGAUCGAAGAUCCCAGUCUGGGUAGGCCUAUCUUGUGCAUUCUCACGCUGCUCUCUCCAGCCGGAUGGUGUAGAGACAAAGGACAGACCCGCCGCUCAUCCUACGGUCACGAAGGAUACACCGGCGUCCAGACUCCCAGUUCGUGUUUGGAGGUCGAUUGCUUCGUGUCGGCCUGCAUUGCCGCAGGUACGGCGUCGCAACACUCCGAAUGCUCAUGCUGGGGCGUUAAAGGACAAGGGUGCAGGCAAAAAUAUCCUACGGAAAGGCAUCACAACGAUCACUUUACAGAUUCCAGGUUUCAAGAGCAAGGGGCUUGUUCGGGAGGGGGUAAAACCUCGACCGAUCCUCAAGCAUCGAGCCACACACUUGGAUGGCGCUGAGUCUUCACCUCUGCUUUCGAUUGGCCAAGGAGUGAAAUCCGAACCCAAGAAGAAAGUCAUGUGGAGCGAGAAGCUGAUCACCCAAUACAUUCCCAAAGGGGGGGAAACUCCUCUAGCGUGGGAGUGCAAGGGUUGCAAGCGGGACGAUUGCAAUUGUGCACGGGCAAUUGCAGACCGAAACUCGAUGGAUUUGUCGUUCCAUGGAUGGUUGAGAAAUCAACUCGCGCUUGGUUACGACAAUAUCAAUUACCCGGUGAGAAGUGCGAAGGUAGUGAAGGGUGAGCUGCUCUUUGAGCUGCUAACUCUCGAAUCACCGCCCGAGUAA
Molecule: messenger RNA, 987 nt
Organism: Exophiala bonariae
Lineage: Eukaryota; Fungi; Ascomycota; Eurotiomycetes; Chaetothyriales; Herpotrichiellaceae
Exons: 1
Coding region: 1-987 (328 amino acids)
Source: RefSeq, a predicted model, not a curated record